Molecule: messenger RNA, 1185 nt
Organism: Mucor mucedo
Lineage: Eukaryota; Fungi; Mucoromycota; Mucoromycetes; Mucorales; Mucoraceae
Exons: 5
Coding region: 1-1185 (394 amino acids)
Biological process (GO): DNA-templated transcription
Cellular component (GO): RNA polymerase III complex
Molecular function (GO): single-stranded DNA binding
Source: RefSeq, a predicted model, not a curated record
AUGGCAAUCGAACAAUUUGUCACAGCCGUAUUACCUCAGCACAGUCGUUCCGUGUACGACCGCUUUCUGGACGCCGAAGAAAAGGAGUUGGAAAAAUAUACCAUUGUUUCUUCUGCGCAAGAAAUCAGGACCAUUAAAUCUGCUGCUCAAGCAACCGUAAAUGCCAUCUUUAAAAAUAUCGAGCAUAUUGGCAUGAAAAGAAAAGCUGUAGAUGAUUUACAAAGCGAGGCCAAGCGAAGUACAGAAUUGGCAUUCGAUGUUGACCCAGAAGUUUUUUUCACUUUAAAUUAUGAGAAAUAUAAUUUAUACUUCCGGAAUCAUGCAAGUUUUCUUCUAAAGAUGGUUGCUGAUUUUGCUACUAGUCGAAUUAACCGAACGGCAGGUAUUGUAAUGAAGACCUUCUUCCGAAGUGGAAAAGAAAAAAUGAAGGCUGUCAAGGAAGACACAUCUCCCGCUGCUACAGUUACACACAUCGCAAACAUGUUGGAACCCGAUGUGUUUACACGCGGUGAUAUUGUUCUUCCAACAAAUCCCAUGGACAAAAAAGAAAAACCAUCCGUAAACGAGGUUGUACAAGGCUACGUAGAUUUACUUCGAACCGAUCCAUCAGGCUUUAUAAAACGACGUGAUGAACUCGGAAGUAACCAAUUCUCUGUAAAUUUUGCUCGAUUAAGGCAAGCCAUGAAGAAGGAACUAUUGGAAGGUCUAGUAACGGAUAAAUUCGGUGUUGCAUGUUGCCGUAUUGUUCGUAUCCUUAAUGAUAAAGGUAAGCUAGACGAAUCACAAAUUCAAAAAUAUGCCAUGCUACCACCCAAAGAUGUGCGUCAAAAAUUGGAUACGUUGCUCUUAUCGGGACUAGUAGAGAUUCAAGAAGUGCCACGUUCAACAGAUCGUGCACCUGGGCGUUCAUUUCAUUUAUGGUAUGUACCCCUUGAAAAAUGCUUUCAAGAGUUACUGGUAGAUGUGUAUCGCACCACUGCCAACCUACAACAACGCAAAACCGAAGAGCUCUUGAGACGUAAACGUUUAAUCGAUAAAUUGAGUCGAGAAGAUGUCAUUGCAAAUAUAGAACUAUUAGGUGAAAUUGACAAAGCAGAAUUGGCCAAGAUGGAGAAAGUGAUUGAAAGAAUUGAAGUCUCAAAAGGUCGAUUGGAUGAAAUGUCAAUGAUUUUACGCGACUUUUAA